Molecule: messenger RNA, 1270 nt
Organism: Nymphalis io (European peacock)
Lineage: Eukaryota; Metazoa; Arthropoda; Insecta; Lepidoptera; Nymphalidae
Product: mitochondrial amidoxime reducing component 2-like
Exons: 8
Coding region: 148-1149 (333 amino acids)
Molecular function (GO): pyridoxal phosphate binding; molybdenum ion binding; catalytic activity
Source: RefSeq, a predicted model, not a curated record
CACCACAUUUACUGAUAUAAAUUACGAGAGCAGGUAUUAUUGUCAUUGCAGUUUGUGUAAUGUUGCGUACUGUUAUCAGUGUUACUCGUAGGACAAAGCGAACAUAUUCAUUGCUAUUUACUUUACGAUUUUGAUUUCACGAACGUCAUGUCUAUUCAAGGCUCCUAUGUAACAGCAGCAGUUGCUACUGCUGGUGUGAUUGGGGGCGCGUAUUGUGCCUACAACAUUUACCAAGUGUAUCAGAAACCAACAUUACCAACAGUAUGGAACGAAGUUGGGACUUUGAAAGAUCUCUAUGUGUACCCGAUCAAAUCUUGUGGGCCGAUCAUACUUAAUAAAGCUGAAUGCACAAUUUUAGGACUGAAAGAUGGCUGGUUGCGGGAUCGAGUUCUUAUGGUGGUUGACGAUAAAAACAACUUUAUUACUGCCAGAGCGUACCCUGAGUUAUUGCUUGUGCAUCCCAAAGUCAGAAAUUCAAUUCUUACAUUGAAUUGCAAUGGUAUGGAAUCCAUUGACAUCAACUUGGCAGAGGUAAUAGCUCUACAAACACCAAAACCGGCUACUGUUUGGGGUGUCACGGUUCCUGUGUACGACUGUGGUUGGGAAGCCAGCGAAUGGUUUUCAAGGAUGCUUAAUAAAACAGCAACUAGCUUUAGACUCGUUUACUACGCGUCGCAAAAUAGUCGCGAAUUAAGGGGAUCAACAAACAAAUUUUAUAAAUUUACAAAGAACGACACGGGUGCAUUGCCAGAUGAAGUACCUUUUAAUUUAAUAAAUCAAGCUUCGGUGGACGAUCUUAACAUGAGGCUAGAUGGCUGUCAGGUGACUCCGUGCAACUUUAGACCAAACUUCGUACUCACUGGAGCUAAACCCUACGAUGAGGACAGUUGGAAAUUCGUCAAAAUCGGCGAUAAUAUUUUCGAAAUUAUCAAGCCGUGCACCAGAUGUAUCCUGACAACGAUUGAUCCAGAAACCGGCGUGCGAAAUGCAAAAACAGAGCCGCUUGAAACACUAAAAGGCUACCGUCAAAUCGAAGAUCCCCGAGUACGCAAAUCAGCUGGAAACUCGCCACGCAUGGGCCUGCAGAUGUCACUGCGCUCUGGCCCAGGUGGUAUCAUAUCACUUAACGACACAAUAUACGCAGCAUAAGUGUUAUUAUUCAUUUUUAUUUAUUCUUGUUGUGCGUAUAAUUUUUUUUUGUAACAGUAAUAUAAUGUUAUAUUAAUUGUAAAGAUUAUUUUUCUUAAAUAAAUACACGAUAUAUUCUGGG